CCUGAUGAGAAACGAGGGAUUCUGCCGUGUUCUUUUUAAGUAAUUAUGCAAUUUUACCUGGCGAAACUACUUAUUGUAGAUUUUGUUGGUGAUCCUUGUAUAAGUGUGCAUCGACAUCAUCGUGAAGGUCUCCUUUCCAUAGCUGUAUUUCUUUGGAUCCAAUAGCUGACUUCGAACCGUGCGAUCGGAAGCAGGUACGACCGUUUAUCUAAAAUGCAAAAAUAUGUGAAACUAAGUAAAAUCGGCGAAGGCACUUACGGCGUCGUGUACAAAGGACAAGAUACGAGCAACCGAAAUCGAAUCGUGGCUCUGAAGAAGAUUCAAAUGGAGGCUGAUGGCGAGGGAAUUCCGAGUACAGCGCUGCGCGAAAUGGCUUUACUCGUUGAAUUGGAUCAUCCGAACGUUGUGCGUUUGCACGAAAUCGUUCCGGCGGGACACGAUUUUUACCUGGUUUUUGAAUACAUGGAUAUGGACUUGAGAAAGUAUUUGCACAAUCACCCACAGGGACUUUCGUCAGACGUGAUCAGGAACCUCAUGGAACAGCUCUUGAAAGGGUUGAAUUAUUGCCAUCUUCGACGCAUUGUGCACCGUGAUCUCAAGCCUCAGAACAUCUUGGUCUCAAAUGAGGGUUGUCUAAAGAUAGCAGAUUUCGGUCUUGCGCGAACGAUGGGCAUUCCAAACAAACCAUACACUCAUGAAGUCGUGACCUUGUGGUAUCGCGCUCCCGAAAUUCUACUGAAUUUCAAGUACUACACGUCAGCCUUGGAUAUUUGGUCCACAGGAUGUAUCUUUGCCGAAGUGGUACUGUUCCGCUCAAACAACAAACCAUUGUUGAACGGUGAUGCGGAAAUCGAUCAGCAAUGCCGUAUGUUCAAAGCUUUCGGAACACCUACUGCUAAAGUGUGGCCUGCGUUGAAAUCGCAUCACGUGUCAAUUGCCAAGCUUCCGUUUUGGGAUACUCCUGAGGAUGUUGGCAACCUUGUACCUCGCCUGUGCGACGCUGGAAGACAUUUGUUCAAGGCUAUGAUGGUGUACGACCCGUUGAAGCGUAUAUGUGCUGCCAGUGCAUUAGAGCAUCCCUACUUCACCCGGAUUCGAGAUGAGAGAAGAACAUCUUCUGGAGCCUGGGCAUGAAACAAGGCUGUCAUCGUCAUGCAAUCGCAAGGUCGUGAUAUGGUUUGAUUUACCACGUGUUGUAAAGUUGAGAUAAACCAUGGUGUGUCCAUGAGUUGAUUGUGCGCUUACUGUGUAAGGCAUUUUUGUUGAAAAACGAACGGGAUUGGUAUCGCUUUACCGUUGGAAUUUCGUGAGGUUCAUCGGGAAACGUCGGAAAUGAUUUUUUUUUCUUUGCGAACGAAAGCUUUUUUGGACCGAUGAAGUGAUGAGCGUCUUUCUCGUUGAUUUUGAUGAACGAUCUUCCGAAAAAGUCUUUUUCCGUACCCUUUGAUGCGCUUAAAGCUUCCAUAUCUUUUAUUUUUUGCUGAAAUUUCCCGAUUCGUUAUCGAGCUGCGUUGAUCUGAAGAAUUCGUUACAGUUGGCCGGUUUUUCCGACAAUUUUUGCGUGGUUGAUCGUUUUGAAGCGCGGGAAGUUCUUCAGCGUUGGGUGGGAGUUGCCCUUCGUGGACCAAUAUUCCGUCAAUUGCAGUUGAAACUGCAGGUGGCCUCUCAAUGGCAAUGCUUGGGCCUCAGAAAGAAAAAUAUUUCUAUAGGGAAUGUCGUUGUGUACGAGGUGCAUACACACAGUCACGCUGGUUGCCAGGAAGUUGACACGCUUUCGAAGAAGUGCCCGAAAAAUCAACUGUGCAGUGAAAUUUCAAGCUAUGUUCAGUUUUCCAUAUUAAUCUUCCCGACGACGAAGUUGUUCUGUGCAAGUUGGGUGUCAAAUUUCACAUUGAGUCACUCCAAGCUCCAUCUGUUUCUGGGUUCAAAAAAUUCUGUUUGAACGUGGUGGACCUAAUUUUUAAAAUUUUUCCGCGUGAAGCUAUUCAUCCUGAAGCAGCAAUGCCAGAU
Notodromas monacha is the source of this 2010-nucleotide messenger RNA. Lineage: Eukaryota; Metazoa; Arthropoda; Ostracoda; Podocopida; Cyprididae. The record is from the annotation of a GenBank genome assembly.